GCUACUAAUUAAGGUGCAUCCGUCGCCGAGUGGUUAAGGUCGUUGACUUCAAACCACUGAACCGUUCCGCGACGGAUAUUUUUAACCAAUGAAAGUGAUCCGUUAUCAGUGCGGUGUUGCUUGUUGCUACCCGCCAUCUUGUGCUCACAAGCUUUCACUUGGCAACUGCUACAUCAAAAGUAAAUACCGCGGUUUUAUUCAAAAUGGUGCGUAGAUGUGCUUGGGGAACAUGCAAUGCAGAUUGCAGGUAUCCUGAUAAGAUGAUUUGGGUCAGAUUCAUAACAUUUCCUAACCCUAAAACUCAAUUUGAGAAGUGUUUGCGUUGGAUAAAGGCAUGCGCUCGACCGCAUGAACAGUUAAAUGUCAACAGGAUUAACAAAAAUAAAGUCGUGUGUUCAACGCACUUCAUGGGAGAAAAUGGGCCAACUGACAAAUAUCCAGAUCCCCUGCCAGCUGAUGGAUCAUUGGCAUCUCCUACCAGACCACCACCCAAGCGCAGGCGGCUGGACUUGGAAGCACCUAUAUCAUUUGACAUUUUGGUUGAACAAGAAAAAAACAAAGAAAAUGUACAAACAAAUCAAAAUGAUGGAAAUCAAAGAGAUUAUGAACUUAGUGGACAAUGUGAAGUUGGCUGCCAAACAGACAAAGAGAAUCAAGAUGUUCAUUUACAUGAGGAAAACCUGCAGCUAAAGAUUCAAUUAUUGGAGAAAGACAAAGAAAUUAAUAGACUGAAAUCAAAAUUACAACAUUUGGAAAGAGAUAUGAAAAAGAAACAAACAUUUUCUGCAGAAGGAAUUAGAAAUAGGGAAAAGGAUAUGAAAACUUUGUUUAAAUAUUACACUGGAAUAACUUAUGUCAACUUUUUCUUUUUGUUUUCUUUUUUGUUUCCAAAUCCACAAGAAACUGUAAAAUAUGGUAGAAAAGACACUAAGCUACUAUCAAAUGAAAAUGCACUUCUUCUUGUACUGUGCAGAUUGAGACAUGAUUUUGGACUGAAAGAUUUGGCAAUGAGAUUUAGUUUAUCUUUGCAGUCAACAGGCAUUGUAUUUAACAAACUCUUAGAUAUUUUAUAUUUUAAAUUUGGCCAGAUUUCACUGUGGCCCCCAAGGGAUGAUAUUAUAUCUAGAAUGCCAGCAGAAUUUAGAAAAGAUUGUCCUACAACCUUAAUUAUGAUAGAUGGAACAGAAUUCAAAACUCAAGUACCAAAUGCAUUAGCUCUUCAAAGUCAAAUGUACAGUGAUUACAAAUCAUCUACUACUCUUAAAGCUUUAAUUGGGUGUGACCCAAGUGGAUCUGUAAUUUUUAUUUCUGAGCUUUUUACUGGUUCAAUAUCAGAUAAAAUGAUCUGUGAAGAAAGUGGAUUUUAUGCCAUAUUGAAAGAUUUGUUAAACCAUGGUUACAUUAAUCCAGUUGAUGGUAUAAUGGCUGAUAAGGGGUUUACAAUACAAAAGGAACUUAAUAAACUUGGCCUUGUGUUAAACAUUCCCCCAUUUUCUUCUUGUUCAUCACAGAUGUCUUCAUUUGAUACUUAUUUAACUCAAAAAAAUUGCCAAACACCGAGUUCAUGUUGAAAGAGUAAUAGCUAAAGUGAAGACAUAUAAAUUGUUGUCUCAUAAAAUUCCUACAUCAUUAUUUAAACAAGCUAAUAAGAUCUGGUCUGUUUGUGCAAUACUUACAUUACAUCAGAGAAUAUUUGUAAAAGACAAAUGACUGAAUUGCAAUAACAUUUGUUUAACAAAUGUACUAACAUACUACUGCAAAAUUAGUAGUUGUGUUAUUACUUGAUUGAUUUUGGAUGAAUUUGUAUUAAAGAUAUACUAUGCUCAAAUUUGAUAUUAGAAAAUAUUGAUAAUUAGUUCAUAGUAAAUAUAAAAUAAACAUGUAUUGACUUCACACAAAGUAGAUAUGUUAUGUUUAAAAUUCUACAUACUAUAGGUGGUCACAAUAUGAAUAUACAUGUAUAGUGUCAUUACAAAACCUGGCAUUUUUUUUAAGAAAAGAACAACUUUACUUGACCUGUUUAAAGGAUACGCAGCUUCCUAUACAUAGUUUAUUCAAUCUUUUAUCCAAAUUCUACAUAUUCAGUAAGAAUAUCAUAGAUUUCAAUGAAUUUCUGUGAUUAAAACAUUUUACCUAAGAAUGAGCAAUUCAAUAAACCUUGUGUAUAUUACACAGAUGUUAAAAUAUUGUAUCUACAAAUAUUAUUACCUGAUAUGACAGAAAUGAACCAAGCUGAACUUGACCAAGAUCUGUUGUAACUAAUGGCCUCUUUGAUGAGAGAAGGUAUUCAAGAGGUGUGCCUUUUGGCCCCUUUUAACUGCUCUAUAUCAUUGCUGGUAACCUUUGGAAGCCUGUAAUUUAUGUGAAAGAUUUCAUAAAUUAAAACAUUUUAACAAAUUUUAUACAUGUAAAAUGUACAAGUAUCUGACAUUAUUGUUAAAAUUUAUAUAAGUAAAACGCCUAAAUGGUUGGUUUCUGUUAUAGUUAUGUAAGAUAAAUAAAGAAGGAAAUUUUAAAAACAUAUUUGUAGUUACUUUUUACUUU
Messenger RNA from Ruditapes philippinarum (Manila clam), 2544 nucleotides. RefSeq lists its product as uncharacterized. The coding region runs from base 204 to 1571 and encodes 455 amino acids. The transcript is spliced from 4 exons. The record is from RefSeq and is a predicted model, not a curated record. Lineage: Eukaryota; Metazoa; Mollusca; Bivalvia; Venerida; Veneridae.